Molecule: messenger RNA, 875 nt
Organism: Bombyx mandarina (wild silkworm)
Lineage: Eukaryota; Metazoa; Arthropoda; Insecta; Lepidoptera; Bombycidae
Product: EEF1A lysine methyltransferase 1
Biological process (GO): methylation
Molecular function (GO): protein-lysine N-methyltransferase activity; nucleic acid binding
Source: RefSeq, a predicted model, not a curated record
AUCAUAUCGCUCGCUCUUUUCAAAUGAAUUGUUAUCUGGGGCUUAAUGUUGACCAAUUUCUGAAGUGAAUAUUCUUUAAUCUUUGGUUUGAAUCCUCUUCACAUUUUAAUUGCUGAUUAUUUAUUGUCAAAUGUCAACAGCCGAUUGUCAAAAAGAUCAAUGGUAGCUACAUCUUUUUGUGCAAUGGAAGCAGAUGAAGACGUGCCCACAUUGUCAGCAGAGACAUUUGCUGCUUUACAGGAAUUCUAUGCUGAACAAAGUAAAAGACAAGAAAUCCUUGUAAAGCUAGAAGUGGAUAAAAAAUUAACUGAGAAUAUUUUGUUUGAUGAAAAUUGGCAACUGAGUCAGUUUUGGUAUGAUGAGAAAACGGUACACUCUCUGGUCAAAGUAAUUGAUAAAGUAUUAGAUGACAGAGGUAAAGUGGCACUGAUUUCGUGUCCCACACUCUUUGUGCCCUUGAAAAGACAGAUCGGAGACAGAGGGACUGUCACCCUACUAGAAUACGACAGACGAUUUGAAGUUCACGGUCCUGACUACAUAUUCUACGAUUAUAACAAUCCUAAGGAAGUACCACCUGACGUACAUCACUCAUACGACUUAGUAGUGGCCGACCCACCAUUCCUUUCUGAAGAAUGCAUAACGAAAACAUUGGAGACAAUCAAAUUGCUUUCGAAAGAUAAAAUAAUUUUAUGCACCGGUACCAUAAUGAAGGAUAUAGUAAAGGAAUUGCUAGAUUUAAAAUUAUGUGAAUUCCAACCUAAACACCGAAAUAAUUUAGCUAAUGAGUUCUCGUGUUAUGCUAACUUUGAUUUGGACAGUGUCCUGAGUUGAUGUUUUGUAGAAGUUGUAUGAGUACAUUUUUAUUAUUAUUUUCA